Molecule: messenger RNA, 729 nt
Organism: Scomber japonicus (chub mackerel)
Lineage: Eukaryota; Metazoa; Chordata; Actinopteri; Scombriformes; Scombridae
Gene: cfap119
Product: cilia and flagella associated protein 119
Exons: 8
Coding region: 1-729 (242 amino acids)
Source: RefSeq, a predicted model, not a curated record
AUGGAUAUAGCUGCCACGCAGCGGCGGCCAAAGAGCCGAGAAAUGCACCAGGUACCACGGGCCCUAAAAGCUAAAGUCAUGCUAUGGACAGACGUAAGCUACCAUGACAUGGAGGAGAUUGACAAAAAGCAGUCCAUUCCUGAUCUGGAGAGCAUUUUAUGCAGUGUUUUCGGAGUUGACCUUCCUGAACCCAGAAGAGGAGUUCUGCUUGAGUUGUAUGUCCAGACUGUGCUUUUUUGCAGAGAGUGUAGCUUCAAAAAAGAACAAACCUCUGCUCUCCUGUCCAUCAUCAACUCCAUUCAUGGGACUAAUGUAGAAACACCACUCAACAACCUAGAACAGUGUUUUGAAUACUGCAAGGAGCUUCUGCUCUGUCACUCAGUCAGGCGACCUCCUUUUAGUAUCAAUCUCUUCAGCUCUGAGGAGGUGAACUGCAUCUUUAACUACAUCCACAACAGCUACAUGAGACACUAUAAACUCUACAAAUAUAUUUUCACUCCACAGGUCAAACUUGAUCUGUCGUUGUCUUACUCUGGGAUUCCAAUUCAGCAUAUGAAUGAUUCUUCUGCUCCAGAUUCCAAAUAUGAACUGAAGGCGCUGAUAGAACAAGAAGUCAGAGAGCAGAUGAUGCUUGUGUCUGGACAACUAGAUCAGCGAGUGAAAGAAAUUGCAGAUCAACACAACAGCGCCUUACAUCCUGUGCAGCCCAACCACAAGGCCAAAAAAUAA